AUGUCCAAAAAGCUUACGCUUUUAAAUUCAAUUCUGUAUAACUUAAAAUCUAAAUGCCUGUGUUUUAUUUUAAAUCAAUAAGUUAAAAAUACUAACAGUUCAUACAUUAUACCAAGUGUGACAAUGGAUAAUGCAGAUACAGCUAUGGUUAACUUCAUGAAAAGGGCUCUUGAACUAGCUUCAGAAGCACUAGCUGCACAGGAAGUUCCUGUAGGAUGUGUUUUCACUUAUAACGGAACCAUUGUUGCUGAGUCUAGAAAUAGUGUAAAUAUAACCCACAAUCCGACAAGGCAUGCAGAAAUAAAUUGUAUAGAUUUAGUUUUAGAUUACUGCAGAAAUAAUAACAUUAAUUAUGAAUAUUAUUUCAAAGAUAUAAUUGUCUUUGUUACUGUUGAACCAUGUAUCAUGUGUGCUGCAGCUUUGAAUGAUUUGAAUGUUAAAGAAGUUGUUUACGGAUGUGCAAAUGACAGAUUUGGUGGUAGUACAGUGUUAAAUGUAAGUGAAUUUUAUGAACAUAAUUACAAAUUAAGAGGAAACUUAUUGGCUGAUGAAGCUAUGGCAUUAUUAAAACAAUUUUACAAGGGUACAAAUCCAAAUGCACCAGAGCCUAAACUUAAAAAAAAAGCUUAGCAAUAAUCUACAGACUAUUAAUUUAUUGUAUAUAACAAUUAGAACCAAGGAUAGAUAAAUGCUUUAUAAAAACAUUUCUUUUAUGGUUAUAUUUUAAGUGCAAUUUGUUGGUUAAGUGCAAUGUUUUCAACUUUAAAACUUUCAGCCUUAGAUUUGAAAUUAUAAAUGUUUAGUGUUUUUUUAUGUUGUCAUUUGAUGUAAAUAAUUAUAUCGCCACAUUAAAAGUCACUGUUACAUACAGGUAGUAUCAAACAAACUAACAGGUUACCAAAUUUAAAAAUAUCAGCUUUGAAUAAUUACUUGUAAUAAAAUAUUGUCUUGUUAAUUUUACAUUACGAAAUCAAUAGGUAAAAAAAUUUACACAAAAAAUGUAGCAUUCCAUUAUAUUUGUAACCUCACUUAAUUACGUUUAGCCAAACAAAAGGCAUGCUUGGUGCUAAGUUACUAUCAUGUUAAUUUUAUAGUCUAUUCUUCGUAUGCAUAUUAUUCAGGAGUUUGAAGUAAUAUUGAAUAUCAUGGUUCAUAUCAAAUGACAUCAAAUUCUCAUAUCAUGACUGCCUCAUUGGUCUAGUUGCUAGAUAUAAGGGUCUGUGCCCCAAGGUCCUGAGUUCAAAUCCCAGGUUGGGCCAAUGAAAAGUUAUUAGGUUUUUCUCUUGAAAAUUCUCAGAAGCAGCCCAGAGACUGGAAGUUAAAAGUUUGUACACUCUCCUGCCUCUGAGAGCAAGUAAAGCCAUUGUUCCUGUGUCUUGAACUCUUUCCGGUCAAGUCUGAUUGCCAUCCCAUCAGAUUAUAAGAGCUAGGGAAUAGAGUUCACCAGUGCUUGCACACACACACUUGUCCACUAUAAUAUAUCCUGUGCAGUUAACUAAUCUCUUUGUCAUGAGAUUGGCCGUAAUGGCCGACAUUGGUCUGGAGGACAUUUUCAGAUUAUACUUAGUUUAAAGAUAAUUAACUAUUUUUUUAAGCAUGAUUUACUAAACAGGAAGGCUUACUUUAAUUAAACCUACUUUAAAACCACAAAUAUAACAUGAUAUAUUUUUCAAAAAGAAAAUAAGGGUAUGACAAGUAUUUAUUUUUAAUUUACAAAUAGUUUUAACUCAAUAAAAGCAUGCAGUUUUAAUAUUUACAUUUCAAUGUUACACAUUUUUUUAUAUUAUACUUAUAGUGUCUCUUUUCUAAUACAGUUUCAAAUGUUUAAUGUCAUCACAUAGACAUAUUGUAUCUCACUUUUUAAAUAAUAAUGCUACA
Nymphalis io (European peacock) is the source of this 1878-nucleotide messenger RNA. Its product is annotated as tRNA-specific adenosine deaminase 2. The transcript has a single exon. Gene Ontology annotation, molecular function: tRNA-specific adenosine-34 deaminase activity. The coding region runs from base 124 to 630 and encodes 168 amino acids. NCBI's taxonomy places the organism in Eukaryota, Metazoa, Arthropoda, Insecta, Lepidoptera, Nymphalidae. Gene Ontology annotation, biological process: tRNA wobble adenosine to inosine editing. The record is from RefSeq and is a predicted model, not a curated record. Gene Ontology annotation, cellular component: cytoplasm; nucleus.